UGCCUGAGGGCGUUUGGAAGAAACAACCUGUCUCAGAAUCCUAUCCGGCUAGCACGACAAUUUGUGUUACAAACUCUAACAUCAAUUCUCAAGUUUGAACUUAAAGAUAAAUAGCCUAAUAAGUUUCUGUAAAACGAUAUCUUCUUUGACAGGACCGCGAAGCGGAGAAUGAUCUUGAAAGGUGUUUGAGGAAUAAUGUGACCAGGAAAUGCGAACAGAUUUUUGACUGCAAGCAAUAAAUCGCCUUCAUUCCUCUCGACGGGGCUGUGCUAUCUCGUGUCACCGGUCAAAGUGUUUUCUCAAGCUCACAGAAUGGACGAAACGCUUCGUCUCAAGCCCACUCAACCUUUACUAGGAUAACAUGGACCCUAUGGAUCACUGAAAUGCGAUUUACUGCUUCAAUUUAACUUGAUCUACACAUAUGGGACUGAUGAACAAUUUCACGAUGGAAGACUUAAGAGAAAGGGUUUUAUUGUGCUGUCAAAACACUUUCUCGUGUUUCAGAGACCCUGCGACUGAUACUUCACCUGCCACCGAGAAACGGCAUAUUGAAGUGAUAAAAAAUGAUUUUGUGAAAGCGCCCAACAGGGAGUUACCACCGAAACCUGUAGAGAAACCCGGCUACGUUUACGUUGCGCUGUACGACUAUACGGCGCGUACGGAUGAUGAUUUGAGUUUUAACGCAGGGGAUAAACUGGAGCCACUCGAUAAAUCCGAUGACUGGUGGUUUGCGAGAGGAAUCAGCGGGAUUUCAGCAAACAAAGAGGGCUACAUUCCUGCUAACUAUGUUGCACCCUUAGAAAGCCUCGAUGCUGAACCAUGGUAUUUUCCAGAAACAAAGCGCUUGGAUGCUGAGAAGAUGUUAACGUCUCAAGAAAACAAGAGUGGAGCUUUUCUAAUCAGAAACUGUGAAAGCCAGCCAGGGGAACUCUCACUCUCAGUGCUGGACAAUGGAAAAGUGAAGCAUUAUAAGAUCAGAAAGUUGGAUAAUGGUGGCUAUUAUGUGUCAAGGACUCGGAAUUUCACUACGCUGAGAGAACUAGUGGAGCACUACUCCAUUCAUGAAGAUGGCCUCUGUGUUCGUUUGGCAGAACCCUGCAAAAAAACAAUUGCUCCAGAGACUCAUGGUCUAUCUUAUAACACUGUGGAUCAUUGGGAGAUCCCGCGUUCCUCUGUAAAACUCCUGAAGAAGUUGGGAGCGGGGCAGUUUGGGGAAGUCUAUGAAGGCAUAUGGAAUGGCAGAACAUCUGUUGCUGUCAAAACACUCAAACCAGGAACUAUGGAUCCAAAAGACUUCCUGCGAGAAGCUCACAUAAUGAAGAAACUCCGUCACCCUAAACUAAUCCAGCUAUAUGCUGUCUGCACUACGGAAGAGCCCAUCUACAUCAUCACAGAGCUCAUGAGCCACGGAAGCCUUCAAGAAUAUCUGCAAAAAGACAGAGGUGCUUCUCUGCAAAUGUCUGAUCAGAUAGAAAUGGGAGCACAAGUGGCAGCUGGCAUGGCAUACUUAGAGCUGCAGAACUAUAUUCACAGAGAUCUUGCAGCUCGGAACGUUCUGGUGGGAGAUAACAAUGUGUGCAAGGUUGCCGACUUUGGCUUGGCACGAGUUUUUCUGAAGGACAAUGAGGACAGUGGUGAGAAUGUUUAUGAGGCCAAAGAAGGAACCAAGUUUCCAGUGAAAUGGACUGCACCUGAGGCCAUCAACGAGAAUAAAUUUACCAUCAAAUCUGACGUCUGGUCUUUUGGGAUCCUGCUGUAUGAAAUUGUGACUUUUGGACAGAUGCCUUAUCCAACCAUGACAAACUUUCAGGUGGUCCAACAGUUGCCCAAAGGCUACAGGAUGCCAUGUCCUCUAAACUGCCCAAAAUUUUUGUAUGACAUCAUGUGUGAAUGCUGGAAGAAAGUCCCUGCAGACAGACCUACCUUUGAAACUCUGCAGUGGAAACUCGAGGACUUCUUUGAUAUGGAUGUCAGCUCUUACGAUGAUGCAAACCGCUACUAAAAAACACUACUACUUACAAACUUAAGGGGUUAGUUCACCCAAAAAUGAAAAUUCUUUCAUUUAUUACUCACCCUCAUGUCGUUUCACAUCCGUAAAACCUUCAUUCAUCUUUGGAACACAAUUUAAGAUCUUUUUGAUGAAGUCUGAGAGCUUUCUGUCCCUCCAUAGAGAUUCAACGCAACUACCACUUUCAAGGUCCAGAAAGGCAGGAAUGGCAUCAUUAAAGUACUUCAUGUGACUCCAGUAGUUUAACGUCAAUUUUAUGAAGCGACUCGAGUGCUUGGUUUGUGCAAAAAAACAUAAUUUACCACUUUACUUACAAAAAUAUUGAUCUGCAACGCACGUUCACGAGAGAUUCACAAUGUAUGCGUGUUAUGUUCAGACUCGCGCGUCAACGCAAAUGCGCGAGUGUUCAUGAGAGCAUCACGACGCAUGUGUUUUGUGUUCACGCGAGAGCUGACAUUGUUGCAUGAACAUGCUUUGGAUAAUAUUAUUUUGCAAAAAAAGUUGUAAAUUAUGUUUUUCAAUUUUGGGUGAAUUAACCCUUUAAUAUAACUGUAGAUGAGUCAAUUGCAAGUGGGUUUUGGCAAGCCAGACUGAGAUGCCAUUGUAGUAUAAAAGAAACAAAAUGCCUUUAUGUAUUCUCAAUGUACACAUAUAAUAUGCUCAACGUACUUAUCAUCAGGGCCGGCCCUGACCAAUUUGCUGCCCUAGGCAAUGUUUUACCUGGUGCCCCUGGUAUUGCAGCCAAUUCCACCACUGAAUAAAAAAAGCUGAUAAUGGUGAAACUAUACAAAAAUAGCACCUAAGUCACAUUAUAGCUUAAACACAAAUAGCAAGAGUAAUUACAUCUAGCGUUCAUGCACAAAACAUGUAUUCAUUGAGCACUUUUCUGGCAUACUGUUUAAUUUUCAAAAGUGUUUGUUUUCCAGUAGAUGGCAGAAAUCUUCCACUAAACUAGCACAUUUUUCAUGUUAUCAUUAUGAAUGAAAUCAUUUUGAAAAAGAAUUUUACAUAAAACGUUGCUAUUUUAAGGUAAAAAUAACUGACGUUAACUCCAGCUAGAUAGCUAGCUUUUUCAAAAUAACCAGUUGUUAUCAUCUAACUACUAUGCAAUUAGAUAAAAUGUUCAUUCAUUGUAUCACAUUACCUCUGUCUGCACUGCGCAGACCGCAUGACAUCAAUAUCAAAGUAUCGAGAGAACGAUUAGAGAGCAGAUGGCUCCAUAUGCUUUGAAAAUUCUCUCGCUGUACUUUGAUGUCAUACACCGAUCGCAACCCAUUCAUUGGUUGAUUUCCCUGGAAACUGCUCUGUUGGUUUAAACAGAAAGAUCAAUAGCAUUAGUAUGUGGCGGCACUGUCUGUUCUGUCGACCAGUGACAAACUGGACAAUGAGUGGGGUGGAUGUUGUUUUAAAACAAAUACUGUAUGCAUAAUUUGUGCAGUUUUGUUUUUUGAUGCCAUUGAAAACGAUUUUGCACAAUUAACAACAUAAUUCAGCUUUAAAUCAAAUGUAUACUCUGAGCCUUGUGAUAGUGAAUUGUUUUUUUGUUCUUUGUAGGCAAAUCUGUAUUUUCUUGUGUGUGCAUACUGUGUGUCAGCAAUAUCAUGGUAGUUUAGUGUCACUUUACUUGCACUCAUGCUGGCACCAUGAAGCUGAAACUAUUGAGGAAUAAUUAUACAGAGUCUGGGCGACACACAUGUAUGGAUCAGAUAGCAGCAUAGCCAGAUUUACCAGUUUCAGGAUAAGUUUAAAUAGCGAAUGAGUCACUGCCUGUCAGCCUAACAGCAUUACUGGCUCAAAGGGAGGAAUGCUCAGAAUUCGCUACAUAUAUUUGCUCACAGCAUUAAGUUCUAUGUGACAGUAAAGGCAUACUGAGUCUAGACUCUCAUUUGAACCUUAGUGAAGACUGUAAUUAUUAGAUGUAUUGUACAAUUAUAGUGAUUUUUAAAUGCAUUUUAGAUCUAAAUAGUUUCUUUGAGGUUAAUUUACAGACUGUGAUUCUAUUUCUUAUCCUUUUAUAAGAAGAUAAACAAAUACAUUUUAGAUCUAAAUAGAGAUUCUUUGAGGUUAAUUUACAGACUGUGAUUCUAUUUCUCAUUGUAAGAAGAUAAAAAUAUACACUACCAUUCAAAAGUGUGGGGACAGUAACUAUAACAUUAUCAGUUUCCACAAUAUGAAUCAAACAACAUAUUGAUCAAACUUAUAAGAUUAUAGUAUAAAAUGUUUGGUGAUCAGCAAAUCAGCAUGAUUUCAGAAUGAUCAUGUGAUACUGAAGACUGGAGAAAUGAUGUUGAAAAUUCAUCAGCAUCAUUUGCCAUCAUGAAAUUAAUAUAACAUUAUAAUGUAUUUUAAUAAUAAAGUAUUUUAAUAAUAAUGUUACAAUUAACUUGUACUAAUGUUUACAGCCUUGAUGAGCAUAAGAAACUUAAUUUAAAAACAUUAACAUCUAACCAACCCCAAACUUUUGAAUUGUGUGUACAAUUAUACAAGUACAGACCAAAAAAGUAGGCCUACAACUGUAAUGUAAAAUUCAUAAUAGUUAUUACUCUACAUUUGUAAUUGAAGAUUGAAGCAUAUAUUUAAUAUAUUUUUUUUGUAAUUCAUAACAAAAGAAUAAUGUAUUUGUAUAUGUAUAUUCACUUAGUGAAAUAAAUUUUAAUACUUAAUAAUGA
Messenger RNA from Ctenopharyngodon idella (grass carp), 4677 nucleotides. RefSeq names its product fyn-related Src family tyrosine kinase (gene frk). The coding region runs from base 422 to 2002 and encodes 526 amino acids. Lineage: Eukaryota; Metazoa; Chordata; Actinopteri; Cypriniformes; Xenocyprididae. The record is from RefSeq and is a predicted model, not a curated record. Gene Ontology annotation, biological process: cell differentiation; protein phosphorylation; cell surface receptor protein tyrosine kinase signaling pathway. Gene Ontology annotation, molecular function: non-membrane spanning protein tyrosine kinase activity; signaling receptor binding; ATP binding. Gene Ontology annotation, cellular component: extrinsic component of cytoplasmic side of plasma membrane. The transcript has 8 exons.